ACGGAAUGCAAGCAACCUGUCUUCCGCCCCUGGUUUUCUAUGUCGGGUUUCUCCUCUUUAUCCAACUCAACCCGUCCCUGGGUUUCAUGCCUGCGACUCCUCCUGCGCGUCUCCGGAGUCCAGCUGGAGGGUUGCGGUGCCAGGUGAAACCAGACGAGCAGUAUCUCAUCGUCCCAUCGCAGCUCGAGGGAACAGGAGGAGGAUGGACUAUCCAGGCGACGAGACCCCCUCCCAAGCAGGGAACGGUGUGGGCGAGGCCACGACCAGAGGUGGGGGAGGUACAGGAGAUGGGGUUCGGGUCGUUUGGGAGGAUCUACUUGGCAACGGACCUCAAGACAGGGCAAGAGGUGGCGGUGAAGGCGGAGCGAGACAUCGGACAGAAAGUGAGCGCGCUGCGGGCGGAGGCAGAGACUCUCAUCCACCUUCAAGGAGGUCCAGGGAUCGCCGACGUGUACUGGGUGGGAAAGAGAGAUCUGAACGGAGAGAACUGCAACAUCCUGGUGAUGGAGCUGCUGGGCCCGGACAUGGAGGAUCUUCUCGAGCUCAUGGAUAAGAGAAGCGUCUCGACCAAGACGGGGCUGAUGCUUGCACAUCAGAUGCUUGACUGUCUCAGCCACAUCCAUUCUCGAGGCAUCAUCCAUCGGGACAUCAAGCCUGAGAACUUUCUCAUGGGGGUCAAGGAGCGAGCGAACAAGGUCUACUUGAUCGACUACGGCCUGAGCGACUUCUUCCAAGACGAGCAAGGCAACCACGUGCCGUGCAAGAAGUCCAAGGAUUCUCUGAGAGGAACUUUGCGCUAUGCAAGCAUCCCCAAGCAUGAGGGAUACGAGCAAUCAAGGCGCGAUGACCUGGAAGAGCUUAUGUACGUCCUGAUCUAUCUCAUGCGAGGAGGGUUGCCCUGGUGCAAGGAGGAGGCUCAGACGUUCGACGGAUUAGAGAAGCAGCAGUGGGCAAGAGCCAGGCAGAUGGAUCGUGUCAAGAAUCUCAAGAAGAACACACCAAUGGCAGAGCUUUGUGCUGGGCUUCCCUCAGUCAUUCCUCAACUUCUCCAGUACAGUCGAAGCCUCUCCUUCGAGGAUGAGCCGGACUACGAUGGCAUGAAGCAGCAAGUUCUUGACGCCAUGAGUGAGCUCGGGCACGAGAUGGACUUCUGCUACGACUGGGGCAACAAAGCGCCUCCUCCAAAGAGAAAUCGCUUCUGGUAGAAACAUGCUCCUCUCAAUUUUCCCUUGUACUAUAAUUUGGCAUUUCUGCUAGUGAAGCUAGAUUUUCUC
Guillardia theta CCMP2712 is the source of this 1274-nucleotide messenger RNA. RefSeq lists its product as hypothetical. Gene Ontology annotation, biological process: peptidyl-serine phosphorylation; signal transduction. The record is from RefSeq and is a predicted model, not a curated record. The transcript has 13 exons. Gene Ontology annotation, cellular component: nucleus; cytoplasm. Lineage: Eukaryota; Cryptophyceae; Pyrenomonadales; Geminigeraceae. Gene Ontology annotation, molecular function: ATP binding; protein serine/threonine kinase activity. Bases 6 to 1205 code for a protein of 399 amino acids.